Messenger RNA from Cadophora gregata, 2079 nucleotides. RefSeq lists its product as uncharacterized. Lineage: Eukaryota; Fungi; Ascomycota; Leotiomycetes; Helotiales; Ploettnerulaceae. The record is from RefSeq and is a predicted model, not a curated record. The coding region runs from base 1 to 2079 and encodes 692 amino acids. The transcript has 2 exons.
AUGACAACAAGCACUCCAAGAACAGCUGAUGCCAAAGCCUCCAGCCUCUGUGAUCUCUGCAAGCAAAUGCAGGAUCUUGAUCGUCUUACUGACCAUAAAGGACCUAUUAUGCAUCAUAAGAGCUGGACAGCGCUUUGCCAGUCUGCCGAAAAUGGAUGCCAUUUAUGCAAUGCAUUCGUGCAACUUCAAGAUAUGCGACGGGCCCCUGGCAUUUUUGACUCGACGAGGAACUUCGACGAGCAUAUGAGCUGGCCAGACACACAGUUGACGAUAGAGUCGUAUGGGAUCAACUCACCCUUACAUCUACGACAAGACGCUUUAUUUCAUCACCCGCAUCAAGAGGUCAUAUAUAUCUGGUUUGAGCUUUGUCCAGACCAUGACGAUCCGUUGAGUGCCAUCUUUACUGCCAGAAGCAUUGAUUGUAGUUCAGAUUCAGAGAAUUGUCUCGGCCUUCUCGAUAGAUGGAUCAAAUCAUGUCAAGCGGAACAUCCUGAAUGUAUCUGGUCAAAGGAUCACAUUCUUCCGACCAGAGUAAUAGAUGUUGGAUCAGAGGAUAAUGAUCCAUUUUUGUUCGAGUCAAAUGGAGCAAAAGGCGAAUGGCUAACUCUUAGUCACUGUUGGGGUGGCAGCGCACCUUUGCAGACAACAUCUCACUCUUUGCAGCACCACAAAGCCUCGAUCUCUAUGAAGUCGCUUCCUGUGACGUUUCGGGAUGCGAUUAUUCUCACACGGCGAUUGGGAUACCAGUACAUUUGGAUUGACUCACUCUGCAUUAUUCAUAAUAUUCACGAAGACUGGAUAACAGAAUCCUCUCAGAUGUUCCGAGUAUACGGGAACGCAUCCAUCAAUAUAUCUGCGACAGCCGCUCGUAGUCCCAAAGAAGGAAUAUUUGAGAGCGGCAGUGGACAAAGGAAUUAUGCAACUCCUUUGACAAAAAUAAAUUGUCGAAGCGAAACAAAAGGUAUUGAAGGCGUCCUUGGCGUUAGACUUCGAAUGGAUGGCACUGGACCAUUUGAGACCUUCACAGAACCACCCCUACAUCGUCGUGCUUGGGUUCUCCAGGAAAGUGUAUUGUCUCCCCGCCGUAUCGACUUUGCAUCUACCCAGCUCUACUGGGAAUGUCGCACAGUACUGCGCACAGAAGGAUACCCUGACUCUGACGACGGUCACAACUAUCUGACGGGAAGUGGACGACAGCUGCACAAAGCAGCACCGAGGAAAAUGGAAUACAGCCCCGAUAUCUACAAAUUUCUUCCGACUGCCAAAGAUCCCUUAUCUUGGUGGUAUACUAUGCUCAAUGAUUCUUAUCGAGAUCGUGAGAUAACGAUGGAUUGUGAUGUUUUCCCGGCGCUUGCUGGAGUGGCAGAGGAAGUUGCGCGUCGCACCGGCUUCGAGUACAAAUCGGGGCUUUGGUUGGAGGAUUUGCAUAGAGGCUUACUUUGGCAAAGUUCAUACCCAUCAGAGAAAUCGAAGGAUGAUUUUUGCCCUUCGUGGAGCUGGGCUUCGGUCAAACUAGGCUCUCGAGAUCGUCGACUGGAUCUCGAAACUUAUGCUGAGGGUCAUCGAGCAACUAUCUUGGACAUAAGUGUUAAGUCAGAGGGCGAAAAUGAAUUGGGUCGUAUUAGCGCGGGAACUGCCAGACUUAAAUGUUCGGUGAAAGCGUUCAGCGAGUGGAGAGAACCACAAGUGCCCGUCUACAAUGGACACGGCGACGACUUCGUGCGGAUGUCUACACGUUACGUGCAUCCCAAAGAUUUAAUUGCUUCUGAAUCACCACCUACAGGUCAAAUACUAUGUACUCUAGAUAUCAGACCGGAUGAUGUGGAUGCUUGCCUCUCUGACUUGAUUCAGCGAGGUGCGAUUUGUGCUCAGAUUGCAAGCUUCAAGACUCCAGAGUGCCGCAUCAUUGUUUACGACAGAGGAGAAAAGAUCACAGAUUGGGGCGUUGUCAUCUAUGGUCUGGUUUUGGAACCAGUCGAUGAGACUGCUCAGGCUUACCGGAGAAUCGGGAUUGUUGAGAUAGCGGAAGAGGAUGGAUUGGCAGAUGGCUGGGAAACGACGGAAGUGGUGAUUGUAUGA